AUAAUAUUUUAUUUUGUACUUUUUUUUGUUAACAAUAACGUGUGUUUUCUUUCACUUCCGUUUUACCUAUCAUGUCUCUUAACCUUAAGGAUGAUAAAAUGAAACUCUUACGUGCUUCUAAUAUUACAGAGGAUGAGAAGGCGUUGAUCUUACAUUGUUAUAAAAGUGAAACAACGUUGAAAAAGCUACAGGUAUGUUUAUUGUAUUAGGUAUAAUUGGAAGUAUAUCAGUAUUUCUGGGCUAGAAGUAAAUAUUUAAUCUUUUAAUAAAAAUUCAGCAUAAAUCACUGACUAAAAAGUGUUUAUAUUUUUAUAAUAUCAGAAAUAAUGUUCUGUAAUACCAAGAAAAGUAUUAAAAUACUUUAAAAUAAUGUCUAUUGCACAGUUUAUAAAUAUUUAUAAUUUAAACCAGAAACAAUUUAAAUCCGACCAUUCCAGAAUAAAAAUUAGGUAAAUCUGAAAAAAAUAUUUAAAUUUUUUUUUCUUUGGCUUAGUACAGACCAUUCAGGUCCUACACCGCAACCACCACUUCUGUCCAUCAGUCUCUAUCUGUGUCUAACUUCGAAAUUCAGGAUUACCAGCAUAGCUAGUUUUUUAUGAACUUUGUCUCUCCAUCUUUGUAUUGGACGGCCAAGCAGUCUUGCUCUUUGACUUCCAGCUAGUGACUUGACCAAUUGUCUGUUCUUGACCUCGCUAUACAUGUCCUGCCCUGCUUAUUUUUUACUUUUCAUUGUUGCUAUUAUGUCUGAAUCCUCUAACAUGCUUACUGCUUCUUUGCUCUUUCGUCGCUCAUAUUCUCCUCUAUUUUGGUUUCUCCUGGGACCAAAAAUUUGUCGUAACACCUUACUCUCAAAUCUUGCUAGGUUCUGCUUAUCUGUUUUUCUUGUGGCCCAGUUUUUACAUGCACAUAGCACUACUGAGUGUAUCAUUACUUUGUAUGAGGUUAUUUUAGAUAUGAUUGAAACUAGUUUAGAUUUUAAUAUUAUUUUAAUUUAUAAAUUUAUUUACUUUUCAAUUUUUUUAAAUUAUGAAUUUGUUAAAAAUAAAAGAAUAAAAUAUACACAAUUAUACCUAAUUAAUAUAGUAAAUAAAUAUAUAAAUAAAAAUAAAUAAAUGAAUAAAUGUGCAGCCUGGAGUAUUAUGAUACGUGUAUUAUACGACUGGUUUUGAAUUAAAAAUUCAUCAUCAGGUACAUCAGUCAUAAUGUAAACUGCAACUGCAGGUGACCCAUUUAUUAAUUAAUUUGUUUUUAUUAAUAUAUUUAUUUACAAGUAUUAACCAUUUUAAUAAUUUUAUUUUUAUUUUAUUAAUUAUCAACAUAAUGAGAAUAUAGGUAUUUUCAAUACAUUUAUUUUAUUUGACGUAGUUAUUAUCAUAAUAUUUCAUUUUUAUUUUAUUAUCCAGUACUUACAAUCCAUAAUAUAAUAAAUUAGGUUAAUAAAGUUAAAACUACACAACUGUUUUUUUUUGUAUAUGUGAUCCAUUGAUUUAUUUACUUAAUUUUUAUUUUUAGAUUGAUUACCAAAAAAUUUUGAUUGAAAAUUUAUUAGCUAAAAGAAGAGAAGAAAACGAGUUGUACAAAUUAAAAAAAGAAAAGCUUUUAUUAAAAAUUAAUAAAAUGAAAAAAUUAGACUAAUCAAAAUCAGAUACACAUAUUAUAUAUAUAUAUAUGUACUAUCAUAAUAUGUG
Molecule: messenger RNA, 1688 nt
Organism: Cinara cedri
Lineage: Eukaryota; Metazoa; Arthropoda; Insecta; Hemiptera; Aphididae
Source: the annotation of a GenBank genome assembly